Molecule: messenger RNA, 814 nt
Organism: Arabidopsis lyrata subsp. lyrata
Lineage: Eukaryota; Viridiplantae; Streptophyta; Magnoliopsida; Brassicales; Brassicaceae
Product: tRNA 2'-phosphotransferase 1
Biological process (GO): tRNA splicing, via endonucleolytic cleavage and ligation
Molecular function (GO): tRNA 2'-phosphotransferase activity
Source: RefSeq, a predicted model, not a curated record
CGAUGCACUUGGAAGACUCUUGACUCGAAUCUUGAGAGACAUAUGGCUACUGAGCUGAGCUUGACUAUGCGCGGUGGUGGUUUUAUUAAUGUUGAAGAUUUACUUAAGAUGCAUUUGAAAACGUCCGCAAAUAUCCAAUUGAAGUCACAUACGGUUGAUGAAAUCAGAGAGGCUGUGAGAAGGGACAAUAAACAACGUUUUAGCCUCAUAGAUGAGAAUAGAGAGCUCUACGCAAACCAAGGCCACUCGAUCACGACGGUUGAGUCAGAGAAGUUACUUAAACCAAUCCUGUCACCAGAAGAAGCUCCGGUGUGUGUGCAUGGAACUUAUAAGAAGAAUUUGGAAUCCAUCUUAUCAUCGGGCUUAAAGCGCAUGAAUAGACUGCAUAUUCACUUCUCUUGUGGCUUGCCAACAGAUGGUGAAGUGGUUAGUGGCAUGAGAAGGAACGUCAAUUUUUUGAUCUUCCUCGACAACAAGAAAGCUCUUGAAGAUGGGAUUGCAUUCUACAUUUCAGACAACAAAGUGAUUUUGACUGAAGGCAUUGAUGGUGUAGUGCCUGUCGAUUACUUCCAGAAGAUCGAGUCUUGGCCUGAUCGAAAUCCUAUACCUUUCUGAUUCACAGAACUCAACAUUAAUGCGUGAAUGCGAAGAUUCACAGGUUCUAUGACAAUGAUUGUGAAGAUUCUUGUGAACCUUGAUUAUGUUAUGUCUCAGUGUCUUCAACUGCAACAUGACAAUUUAUCAACUUUCAAAGUUGUGUUAUGAGCAGAAAGAAACCAAUUGAUAAAAAAAAGGGCCUUGAACGUUAGAAGAA